CAUAUUCGCCCCUUGCAACCCGUCAUGAAAUGCGAAACAUAUACUAGCACACGGAAUAGCACGAUGUCUAAUGUGAAAAAGCAGAGCGCAAGAUUCUCAAGAGUACUGCAUAUAGCGUCGGCAUGAGACUGGACCUCAGAGCCACCCACGGCAGAGUGGAAGCGCGUUGUUGUCGCCCCGGUUGCUGCAUGAUAGAGUAGCAAGAUUAUAUAGCAGUUCCAAAAGUAAGGAGAACUACCAGGUAUUUGUAAGUCCUAGAUAUGAUAAGUAGCUGCUUCUUAUACACCGAGCUCUUUGGUUCGUGCGUCUAUGUACCUCUACUAGUUGAAUAUAAUCGGUUGACUGUUUGAGAGUGCCUUUUGUCACGUGAUGACCGUGGCAGCGCUAGCCUUGCGAAGCUCAGCGCGUCGACGUCAUCAGCUAGCAUUAACUUUCCUUGUCCGGCAUUCAUCUCAACUUUGGGUUUGACAUAACCAUCGCAGUCAUGUGCAUUUGAUUUGCCUUUGCAAGAAUGUUUACAAGGUUCGGGAGGCAUAGCGCCUCCCAAAACAGCUCAUUGGCACGCGUGAGAGCUUCAGGGUCACUCGCAAGACACAAUCCUCCUUCAUGUUUCACAUAUCCAGGAUUACGAAGCCGAUAUGCCUCUUUUCAGGCAGGCGAGAAUCAGUCUGGUCACAUCAACGCUGGGCCCAAUGAAGGAAUUCUGUUUUUUGACAAUGUGUCUCCAAUGAAGAUACAGAAGUAUUUAGGGUUUCCUAUGACUUUCCCUGAUAAAGCACCGGGGUUUCUCAGUUACUUCAUCAGCCCAUCGAUGACCGGGACUGAACCGAGCAAGAUCAUCAAGAACGCAGCGACGAAAUCUAACCUCUCUAUACGGGCCACUGAAACACUAUGGAGACUCAAAGAAGGUGGAGCCUUUGUCAAGUUUACGCAUGGUGGAGAUGCGUCUUUAUCCGAAGUUGAAAAAGUGCUCCAACAGUACUUGACUGAUCACCCAAUCAAACCAUGGUGGAGCCCAUUGCAAGGUAUGAGUGUCAGCUUGGUAAAAGGGCGACCAUGGGUUGAGGAUCUUUUCCGUCUGCCUACUCCUCGCCUGAGAGUUGAAUUUGUGGCGCCCGAGCCAGGGUCAGAACCAGUAGAGCUCUCCCAAGAGAAGCUAUACGAGUUCUUCAGACCAUAUGGGAAACUGAAUGAUAUCGUUGUUCAACCUCCAGAUUCAAAGGUCUUGCCGAGGUUCGCUUACCUAGAUUACGCAGACAUGCGAACUGCGGUUGUGGCGAGGAACUGUAUGCAUGGCUUUGUGAUCGGUGAAACAGAAGGUGGUGGUAAAAGUGGCACACUCCUAAGACUGAAAUAUGAGCGCAAGAUCAAGGCACACUGGAUCCGAGACUGGAUUGUGAAUCACCCAAGGAUUGUGGUUCCUAUCCUUGCUGCUAUCGUUGCUGGUAUUACCGUUGCGGUCUUUGAUCCAAUCCGAACAUUUUUUGUCAAAGCGCACAUUACCCGAGUACUAAAUAUCCAGGAAAAUAGCUGGUACAAGUGGAUAGUCGGUUACGCAACCGACUUCAUACCGUGGCAUCACAAGUCGCGCGAUGAUGAUGGCAUGGAAGCCGUAUGGGAUGACAGGAAACAGAACAUUGAACAAAUUCAGACUUGGCUCAUGGAAACCGCUGAUACCUUCAUAAUUGUUCAGGGGCCUCGCGGCUCUGGGAAGCGCGAGCUUGUUGUUGAUCAAGCUUUGAAGGACAGAAAACACAAACUCGUUAUCGACUGCAAGCCUAUCCAGGAAGCUCGAGGCGAAAGCGCAACCAUCAAUGCAGCAGCAGCGGGGGUUGGAUAUAAGCCCGUCUUUUCUUGGCUGAAUAACUUAUCUGGUAUGAUAGACCUGGCUGCGCAAGGAGCGACGGGUGUCAAGACCGGAUUUUCCGAGACUCUUGAUUCCCAGCUUGCGAAGAUCUGGAAUACGACUGGAACAGCUUUGCGACAGAUUGCUCUUGACCAACGCCACAAGGACGAUAAAGACGCUCAUCUCCCAGACGAUGAAUGGCUUGAAGCUCACCCAGAUCUCAGACCUGUCGUCGUUAUCGACAACUUUCUUCACAAAAGCCAGGAGGGAGGCGUAGUGUACGACAAAAUCUCGGACUGGGCUGCUCGUUUGACCACUUCUAACAUUGCUCAUGUGGUAUUCCUCACCCACGACGUUGCUUACACCAAAUCUCUCUCGAAAGCUCUUCCAGAUCGCGUCUUUCACCAAAUCCCACUUUCAGAUUGUUCACCGCACGUCGCUAAGAAGUUUGUGCUUCGCCACCUCGAUGCCGAUGUGGCAGACGACCCAGCGCCUAAAGAUGGUUCUCCUAAAGAAGUUCCCUCUGAAACACGCACUGAUCUUCAAGAACUCGACACAUGUAUUGAUCUUCUGGGUGGACGUCUCACCGAUCUCGAGUUCUUAGCUCGACGCAUUAAAACUGGCGAGACUCCCACAAAGGCCGUCCACGAAAUUAUUGACCAGUCGGCCUCAGAGAUCCUCAAAAUGUACAUCUUCGGCAUUGACGAUGCUGAGUCGCGCAACUGGUCUCCCGAGCAAGCCUGGCUUCUGAUCAAGAAGCUCGCCGAAGAAGAAUCUCUUCGCUAUAACGAAAUUCUCUUAGACGAUACUUUCAAGAGUAAUGGCGAGAAGACACUACGCGCUCUUGAACAGGUCGAACUCAUCUCUAUUGUAUCAUCCCCUUCGGGCCGCCCAUCACUGAUCAAGCCCGGCAAGCCCGUCUACCAUCCAGCGUUCAAGCGGCUUACAAAAGACAGCGUACUCCGCAGUCGCCUCGAUCUUGCUGUGUUGACCGAGUUGGUCAAAGUGGAGAACGCGACGAUUGAAAAGUGCGAGGGCGAGUUGUUGCGCUUGAGUGACAUCGAGGGGAGACCGGCGCUCAUCGCAGGUCGUGUGCAAUACCUGCUCGCCAAGUUGGCGAAGAGCCAGAGGGCGAUUGAAAAAUACGAGCUUGAGAUGGGUGCUUGCAAGAAGGUGUUGAGUCGGGAGCAUUGA
Molecule: messenger RNA, 3040 nt
Organism: Periconia digitata
Lineage: Eukaryota; Fungi; Ascomycota; Dothideomycetes; Pleosporales; Periconiaceae
Source: the annotation of a GenBank genome assembly